This is a messenger RNA of Phytophthora sojae, 708 nucleotides long. RefSeq lists its product as hypothetical. NCBI's taxonomy places the organism in Eukaryota, Oomycota, Peronosporomycetes, Peronosporales, Peronosporaceae. The record is from RefSeq and is a predicted model, not a curated record. The annotation marks the transcript as partial. Gene Ontology annotation, molecular function: RNA binding. The transcript is spliced from 2 exons.
AAGGCCAAGAAGACCAAAGGCAAGGGCGUCAAGAGGGACCCGGCAGCGUUCAAGCACAAUGGCGCGAACGUAAUACGCACGGGCCACGUGGUCUUCGUGGGCCGCGUGCCCUCCGCCCUGUGCGCCAGCGAGCCCGCAGUGCGCAACUACUUCGGCGAGUACGGCACGCUGCUGUCCGUCUCGAUCCACCACAACUUCGUGGACAUGGAGCCGGACGGGUUCAUGUACCUGGAGUACGAGGAGCAGGAGGAGGCAGAUGCGGCGGUGGAGGCCGUGAAGGACAAGGUCGUGGGGCUGACAGUGUAUAACGCCAAGUCCAGGAAGGCGGUGCACCCCGCGACCAUCACGGGGAUGCAGGCGUCACUGGCGAUGCGUCGGGGGGAGCCGCGGCUGGAGGUGGACGAGGAGAUGAAGGACCUGCUGCUGGGCAGACAGGAGGCCAACCGCUUCUCGCAGAGCCAGCAGCAGGAGCAGGCCAUGGACGAGGAGGACCUCAUUCUCCAGAGCCUCUCGCAGCACUCGUUCGCGCACUCGCAGCCCAAGAAGAAGAAGAAGAAGAAGAAGGACAAGGACAAGGACAAGGAGGAGAAGAAAAAGAAGAAGCGACGCAGCACCUCCGACGCAGACGUGGACGCGUCGCCCAAGCCCACGAAGAAGGCCAAGAAGGCCAAGAAGACGAGAACCAACAGGGUGGCCAUCCCCACCGAA